GGGGAAGGCGGCGGGGACGCGCGGCUCGCCGCCAUGGACGACAAGGCGUUCACCAAGGAGCUGGACCAGUGGGUGGAGCAGCUGAACGAGUGUAAGCAGCUGAACGAGAACCAAGUGCGGACGCUGUGCGAGAAGGCUAAGGAGAUUUUAACAAAGGAAUCAAAUGUACAAGAGGUCCGUUGUCCUGUUACCGUCUGUGGAGACGUGCAUGGCCAGUUCCACGACCUUAUGGAACUCUUCAGAAUUGGUGGAAAAUCCCCAGAUACAAACUAUCUAUUCAUGGGUGACUAUGUAGACAGAGGGUAUUACUCUGUGGAGACGGUGACUCUUCUUGUAGCAUUAAAGGUGCGCUAUCCAGAACGAAUCACAAUAUUGCGAGGAAAUCAUGAAAGUCGGCAGAUCACACAAGUUUAUGGCUUUUAUGAUGAAUGCCUACGAAAGUAUGGAAAUGCCAACGUGUGGAAAUACUUUACAGAUCUCUUUGAUUAUCUUCCACUUACAGCUUUAGUAGAUGGACAGAUAUUCUGCCUCCACGGUGGCCUCUCUCCAUCCAUAGAUACACUGGAUCACAUAAGAGCCCUGGAUCGCUUACAAGAAGUUCCACAUGAGGGCCCAAUGUGUGAUCUCUUAUGGUCAGAUCCAGAUGACCGUGGUGGCUGGGGCAUUUCUCCACGUGGUGCUGGCUACACAUUUGGACAAGAUAUUUCUGAAACAUUUAACCAUGCCAACGGUCUCACACUGGUGUCUCGUGCUCACCAGCUUGUAAUGGAAGGAUACAACUGGUGCCAUGAUCGGAAUGUGGUCACCAUCUUUAGUGCUCCCAAUUACUGCUACCGCUGCGGGAACCAGGCUGCUAUCAUGGAACUAGACGACACUUUAAAGUACUCUUUUCUUCAGUUUGACCCAGCACCUCGUCGUGGAGAGCCUCACGUGACCCGGCGCACCCCAGACUACUUCCUAUAACUUCCCCCCCAGGACCUGUCUUUGUAUGUGGAAGUAUACCUGGCUUUUUCAAAUAUAUAUAUACAUAUAUAUUUAAAACAACAGUUAUCUGUGUGUCUCUGUAACAAAUUGUGAUAUGUCUUGACAUUAAACACAUACAUCAUGGACCAAAAUGUGCCAUACUAAUGAUGAGAGGUUAGCAGUUUGAACUUAGUCCACUGUUGUAGAUGAGUCUGCCCAGCAGCCUGCCUGCUGUGCUGCAGGAACCAUUUUCCUUGACUGGUUAAACAAAAAGGGUCACUGACUGCUUCAUCUCCUUUGCGCUUACUUGGAAGUUUAGUUACAAGUUUAACUGGCAUGGAUUAUAGAGUUGGAGUUUUAUUUUUAAGAAUUUACAAGCUGACUUCCACUUAAAUUCAUAACUCUUUAUUUUAUUGAAAUGUAUGACUAACUGAAGAAGAGAUUCUUGGGAGUAUGUUGUCAUAACAUUAAAGAGAUUUCCUUUUAAAGUUUCCUAAACUAAAUUACUGUUGGAUGUUGAUCUGCAUAUUUCUGUAUAUUUGUCAUGACAGUGCUUGCAUCCUAUUUGGUGUACUGAACAAAUAAAAUUUCCAAUUUAGAGAAAAACA
Grammomys surdaster is the source of this 1571-nucleotide messenger RNA. RefSeq names its product protein phosphatase 2 catalytic subunit beta (gene Ppp2cb). The record is from RefSeq and is a predicted model, not a curated record. Lineage: Eukaryota; Metazoa; Chordata; Mammalia; Rodentia; Muridae. Gene Ontology annotation, cellular component: cytosol. Gene Ontology annotation, molecular function: protein serine/threonine phosphatase activity. The transcript is spliced from 7 exons. Gene Ontology annotation, biological process: peptidyl-serine dephosphorylation; mitotic cell cycle. The coding region runs from base 34 to 963 and encodes 309 amino acids.